ACGUCUAAAUAGUAAAGUAAAAUUAUAAUGUUUUGAAAAUUGUCUCCCUCCUACUUGUCAGCAAUUGUCAUUGUUUAGGAAAACUUUCCCAACAUUUUGAUUGGCUAAUAAAAUUGUGUGUUUAAGAACAAAAAACCAAAAUCCAUGGUAUUUUCCUUUGGCGUUGUUGCUGUGAACUCAGGGAGAAAUUAAAUAUCCGAUACUUGAGCAUCCAAUGAUCCAACAAACCCUUUCCUUAUUUAAUUCUCAAAAUCGUUUUCUAUUACCUAUUUGGGUCUUCUUGAUUUUUUUAUAUUCACAUAUUAUCAUGCAGCUCCUUCUUUAGACGGCAUGUAUUAAACCCCCUACAUGUUAGGCGCCAGUACUUCUCCACGCCGCCAUAGACGUGCUUCCCAAUUCUUCCCCGUAUAUAUAUAUAUAUAUACUCAAUGAAUUCUAAAUUUCUAACCCAACCCUAAGAAUCUCACCUUUUAAAUUUCCUUCACCAUCUUUAGCAUAUUAAUACCUUAGCAAGAUUUCUAAGUUUGUUAUGUCUCCUCCAGCGUUGUUUGUGUUUGAAGAUGAUUUAAACAGUAAAUGGAGCAAUGAAGAGUUGCAGCGUCUCAGUGUUUUUGCCAGAGAAAACUCUAACCCUAAUUUCAAAAUCUUGGUGAAGAAUGCUGCUCUGCAGAACCAGCAUACCGUUUCCUCAGUUCUCUCCAGCCCAUCUGUGAAAGAUGAAAGCUUCAGAAUGGUCUUACCUCAGGUGAUGUCUCCACCGAGAGAUAAAGCAGUGCCACUUCCUGUUCUACCCGAGCCGAUGAUGAAACCACAGAAGAAGCUUGGCCGCCAAGAAACCAUGUUUGCUGUAGGAAAAUCUCGGUAUGAUCAUGAGAAAAACCAAAACCAUGAAGAGGAAGAUUUCAAAUGCAGUGCCUUCUGUUUAUCCCUCCUUGGUUUUGGGAAGAAAAAAACUGCGAGGUCACCGAAAAGCAAGGAUUCAUCUAUAAAGAAGAAAAUGAUCAAAGGGUCAUCGUUUUCAAACUCCAUUGUCUCCCUAGGUGCCUCAUUCGAGAAAUUUGAAUAUGGCUCAUGGGUUUCAGCAACUGCUCUGGCCCGAGAAAACGACCGAUUGUACUUUGACCUGCCGUUGGAGAUGAUCCAAUGUGGCCGUGGAGGCGGUGGAAAUGUGCAAGAACCGGUGAGUUCGGGUUUCUUGUUAGACAAGGAAACAGAAAGUUUAGCUUUGAAGAGUGUUCUUCUGAAGACUUCUCUGUCCGGAAGGGAACAAAGAAGUUUGGCUGAGACGUCACCGCAACGCGGUGUCAGAUUCUCGAACAUGACCUCGGUUUCAUGCCCGAGUUCACCUCGAUCGAGUAUCACCCCCACGCUUGCGUAAAGGUUAAAGCUAGAGAUGACUUCAAUACGUUCUUUGCAGCACAGAAAGCGUGGAAAACAUAGUACUAUAAUAAGACUCAGUGCCGUGCGAAGAGUUUUAGGGGCCUAAGGCAAGUUUUAAAAAUAAAUUUAUUUAUAACCGUAAUGAAAAUAAUUUUCUAAUAUGAUCUAUUAUUUUCACCAAAUACACAAGUCUAAUACAAUAAAAGAAUAAUUUUAUAACAUAAAUAUGUUAUAUUAUGUCAUAUAGAAAAAAAAUACAUGAAUUCAAAAAAUAAAUUAAUUAAUUUUGGUAGAAAUGUUUUUUUUUAAUAAGUCUAAACCACUAUACUAGAAAUUAUUUUAAAUUUUGGGGCCCUAAAAACAGUCAUAUUAAUCGGGGGCCUGAGUCGAAUGCCUUUUUCGAUACACUGUAGGCACGCCUCUGAUAAGACUUUACAAUAACAUAUGUUCGUAUCUAAAAAACGGUAUGUAUAUAACAACAACGGAGAGCGAAUAUCUGCUUUCUAUAAAAAUUUGAAUCUCUACGUAUUCAGAUUGAUGAAGGAUUAUGUUUAUGGUCAGCCGACAUGUCUCACCUUUGAUCGAACAUUAAGCUUUUUUGGCACAAUUCUGUUGUUUGGUACUAGUUCUCUGUCAUUGUGUAUAGAGAAUACCAUAAAUAGCAAUAAAAUAGGUUUUUUGACCCAAA
Brassica rapa (field mustard) is the source of this 2068-nucleotide messenger RNA. RefSeq lists its product as uncharacterized. Gene Ontology annotation, biological process: photosystem I assembly; response to photooxidative stress. The record is from RefSeq and is a predicted model, not a curated record. Lineage: Eukaryota; Viridiplantae; Streptophyta; Magnoliopsida; Brassicales; Brassicaceae. Gene Ontology annotation, cellular component: chloroplast thylakoid membrane.